AUGUCUGAACUGAUUCGCGACGCACCACUCGGCCAGUUCCUGCGCCGAAUUACCGGCAACUCAAUCUUACUGCAUCCAGAGGAGCGACCAGAUUUUGACUAUUCGCCUGUCACUUUGAAAUCAGAAGAUAGAGAUUCCGGCAAUGGCAGCGAACAGCCUUUUACCACGGUUACCUGGUACUCUACAGACGACAAGGCCAACCCGCAAAACUGGACCUUGGGCAAAAAGUGCUUUGUGCAUUUCUUGAUCUGUUUGUUGACUUUUGCCAUUUAUGGAGGCUCGUCUAUAGUCACAUCAGCUCAACCCUUCUUCCGUGAGCAGUGGGGUGUGUCCGCCCAAGGCUCACUCCUCGUACUCUCAAUGUACGUGUUGGGAUACGGCACCGGUCCUUUGUUCUUCAGUCCUCUUUCCGAGAUCCCAGCGCUAGGACGUAGCUUCCCAUACGUGAUGUCCUACUCACUGUUCCUCAUCUUGUCGAUACCAGCGGCAUUAGUGAACAACUACUCGGGCCUGGUCGUACUGCGCUUCCUUCAGGGUUUCUUUGGUGGACCGGUCCUUGCCACAGGAGGAGCAUCAGCAGCCGAUAUGUUUAGCUUCCCGAAGCUUCCAUACGCCAUGUCCAUCUGGGUGUUUGCAGCAUACGGAGGUCCUGCGCUAGGUCCUCUUCUUAGCGUGUAUGCCGUCGCGGAUCUAUCAUGGCGUUGGGUCAUGUACGAGAUACUGAUCAUCGGCGGUGUUACUGGAGCUCUGCUGGUUUGUUUCUUGCCCGAAACGAACCCUGAGACCAUCUUGUUGGAACGUGCCAAGCGUCUCCGCAAAGUCACGGGUCGUUCAGAUCUGCUCUCGGCCUCGGAACAAAAGCCUACUGAGCUGAAGCUCCUGCCCCUUCUCGGCCGCUAUUUGUGGACGCCUUUCGAGGUCCCCCUCAAAGACCCGGCAAUCCUGUUCACUGAUCUGUACACAGCAUUGGUGUACGGCAUAUACUAUUCCUUCUUUGAGUCGUUCCCAGUUGCCUACGGCGGUGUGUACGGAUUCAGCGUUGAAAAGAUGAGCCUUGUAUUCGUCGCCCUGCUAAUCUCGUGUGGACUCGGCGUCGUGAUCUACGUCAGCUUGGUUUGGUUCAUCUAUGAACCAUACACCAUGUCGAAUGGCGUUGGCAUACCAGAAUACCGUUUGGUGCCGGGUGUCUAUGCUGCAGCCUUGCUUCCGUUCUCGCUAUUCCUCUUCGGAUGGGCGACAAGGCCAGAGAUCAAUUGGGCUGUGCCGUCCAUCGGCCUACUCAUCUUUCCUGGAUGCGCGUUUGUUUUGAUACAAGUCAUUCUAUUGUACCUCCCAACAAGCUAUCCGCGAUACGCUGCUAGUAUCCUUGCAGGAAAUACUUUCCUCCGAAGCGCAACAGCAUGUGCCGCGAUCCACUUCUCCCAGCCAAUGUUCGAAAACAUGGGUGUUGGCAAAGGAAACAGUAUUCUCGGUGGCAUUUGCGUUGCCUGUUUUUUCUGCUUCGCCGGUCUGUGGUACUUUGGACCAAAGCUGCGGGCGAAGAGCAAGUUUGCUGAAGGGUGCUAA
Alternaria atra is the source of this 1566-nucleotide messenger RNA. RefSeq lists its product as uncharacterized. Gene Ontology annotation, biological process: xenobiotic detoxification by transmembrane export across the plasma membrane. The transcript has 5 exons. The coding region runs from base 1 to 1566 and encodes 521 amino acids. Gene Ontology annotation, molecular function: fluconazole transmembrane transporter activity. NCBI's taxonomy places the organism in Eukaryota, Fungi, Ascomycota, Dothideomycetes, Pleosporales, Pleosporaceae. The record is from RefSeq and is a predicted model, not a curated record.